This is a messenger RNA of Didymella exigua CBS 183.55, 2760 nucleotides long. Its product is annotated as actin-like ATPase domain-containing protein. Lineage: Eukaryota; Fungi; Ascomycota; Dothideomycetes; Pleosporales; Didymellaceae. Gene Ontology annotation, molecular function: ATP-dependent protein folding chaperone; ATP binding. The record is from RefSeq and is a predicted model, not a curated record. The transcript is spliced from 4 exons. The coding region runs from base 403 to 2289 and encodes 628 amino acids.
AUGACAACCAACCAUGCUCGAGAAUAUUGGUUGCAGCCCCGAAGACUCUAAAGUUGUUGCCUGAUCAAUAUGGCGAGAAAUGACCACCGUUGCGCAGGACAGCGGGGCUGCGCCGUAAGCCACACGCGACUGAUGAUCGACAGAACCGCAGCUGGACGCCUUGCGCGUUGCUUGCCGCCGGCUUCAGGCUUCACUUUCGCACAAGUGAGCUCUGUGGGUGCCUGAACUCUGCAAUGCCUUUUAGGCUGCCAUUCAAUUGACUUCGAGGUCGCUUCGCCCGCUCAGCUGAAUACGAGACCGCACGCCAUCGCUGACCACUGGCUCAUUCGACCCCGCAACACGCCCCGAGGAACGCCAGCCCAUUCACGCGCCUGUUGUUACCAGUGACCCUCGUGAGGGGAAAUGAGCACAUCACUUCCUUACAGAGGGAGCAGUGUUCCCUUCGCCUUCAACCCGGGGUCCAGUGCGAAUUUGGCAAUUGGCGCUGCUUCGAGCGCGAGCGCUAGUCAGGAUCGCCUGAUAGUUGGUGUCGACUUUGGUACAACGUAUAGCGGUGUGGCUGCUGUCUAUUCAGCGACUCCGGACGACAUCGACAUUAUUAAAACCUGGCCCGGCGGCAAUGGAAUCACCUCAGACAAAGUGCCUACCGAGAUCGGCUAUACCGAAGCGAAGCCAUCGAAUGGCUCGACGUCGUCCCUUGAAAACUCGACAAAGCCCACAGCCAAUGUCAAAUGGGGGUUUCAAUUCAAGCCGGAGGAAACCCGCCUGCGAUGCAUAAAGCUUUUCCUCGACCGCAACCAGAAGCUGCCACACUUCGUUUCGCCACUGGAGACUGCAGCGCAACUCCGCAAAUAUGACAAGACGGUCAACGACGCCGUGACGGACUACCUGUCACAAAUAUAUAAUCACACGAUGGAGACCUUAACGAAGAGGUAUGGAGAGACAUUUAUGAGUUUGACAAACGUGCAGUUCGUCUUGACUGUUCCAGCUGUGUGGUCAGACUCAGCGAAGGAUGCCACGCUGAAAGCUGCUGAGAGGGCAGGCAUGGGCAACAGGCAUGAUCUGAAAAUCAUCUCCGAACCUGAAGCUGCAGCAGUGUAUACUCUGAAAGCUAUACAGCCGAACCACCUCAAGAUUGGGGACAACUUCGUCGUCUGUGAUGCUGGCGGAGGCACAGUCGAUCUGAUCGCGUACAAGAUUACCCAGCUAGCUCCUCUUCGAGUUGAGGAAAGUGCGGUCGGGACGGGCAACCUAUGUGGCUCGGCCUUCCUCAAUUACCGCUUCGAAGAUCACGUCAAGCAGCGAAUAGGCACAGAGCGAUACGAUUGGAUGCGCGAAAAGAAGGCGAAGACGUGGAACAUGGGACUGAAGUAUUUCGAGGAGUUCGUGAAGCGCAAUUUUAAUGAAGAGGAAGACGCCGAAGUCAACGUGCCUUUUCCUGGAUUGCCUGACGACGAAGAGGCUGGCCUUGACUCCGGAUUCCUCGUAAUGAGCAGCGAGCAAGUAAAGAGCAUAUUCGAUCCUGUUGUGCAGGAAGUCAUCAACCUGGUGGAAGGACAGGUGGACACAAUUCGAGCUAAUGGCGGCCUUGUCUGUGGAAUUGUUCUCGUAGGCGGCUUUGGCCAAAGCAAUUACUUGUAUGCUCGUAUGAAGUCGCAUUUUAACAGCGCGCCACCUCCGCCUUACUCCGAACGGCCAACUCACGCGAUCGCCAUGGCUGCCUCACAAUCCGUCGAGAUCUAUCAUCCGAUCCACGCUUGGACGGCGGUGGUGAGAGGCGCAGUGCUUCGAGGCCUUGAGGGUAGUAUGGUUGUCAGCAGGAGAAGUCGAUGGCACUACGGCACGAGUUAUGCUACGGUGUUCGACGAGGCGAAGCAUCCUAUCUCUGACAGAUACUGGAGUCCACUUUGGGAACGGUGGAUGGUGAGCGAUCGUAUGCAGUGGCACAUUGCGAAGGGUGCGCAAGUGUCAGAAUCGCAACCGAUCUCGUUCCAUUACACACGAAAUUUCCGACCUGGUCAGUCGUUAAUCGUCGAAGACGAUUUGAUUGCCUGCGAUAUGGAUGUUGCACCAGAUUCCUUCCGAAAGGGUCUUAUCAACGUAUGCACGCUCACGACGGAUUUAAACACUGUACCGAAGACUCUCUUCACGCGUUUGACGACAACCAAAGGUGUUGAGUUCGAUAACUUAGACUUCACACUUGACAUGCGGAUAGAAAGUGCAGGUCUGGUCUUUGAGCUCAAAGUCGAUGGGGUCAGGUAUGGAGGUGUGCAGGCAAAAUUCCAUUGAAAGACAGCUGCACCACCACAUACGCCAGGAAAAGGCCUCCCGUCAAAUACCAAAACCUCAACACCCAGCUUUGAGCUGCCACAUAUGGCAGCUCACACAUAAACCCGCAAGCUUCGCCUUCUCCACUUGCACCUCGAACUCGUUAGCUUCACGAUCUUCCAGUGUAUAGGUCCUACCCCAGACGAAGUUUGAGGCUGACCUCAGAGCUGAUUUCAGAGCCUCUAUAACAUCAUGAUCCUUAUCGAUUAACUUACGUUCACAGUCAACGUCAACCAGCGACGAGGCACUGAAGCUCCAGCAGAGUAAGGGCAAGGAGGCGUGUGAAUGGUUGUUGUUGGCCCAGCAUGAGAGCAUUCUUCAAAUGUGUAGACUUGUUGGAUACACAUCUUGUCGAAACAUAGAUACCCCAACAGCCGGAGAUGUUGCAUAUCGCGACAAGACGAAUGAUGAUACAUACCUAUGCAAGCUGAG